Molecule: messenger RNA, 6235 nt
Organism: Nothobranchius furzeri (turquoise killifish)
Lineage: Eukaryota; Metazoa; Chordata; Actinopteri; Cyprinodontiformes; Nothobranchiidae
Gene: mmd2a
Product: monocyte to macrophage differentiation-associated 2a
Cellular component (GO): membrane
Molecular function (GO): pore-forming activity
Source: RefSeq, a predicted model, not a curated record
GAGCCCGGUUCCGUGGAACAUCCCGCGAACAAGUUGGAACCGCAACUCCGCACACAUCCCCGCAUCGGGAUGUUUCCCUGUUAGAGGAAGUCUCUGCUCUCUAUCUGGAGCCGACCCCUUCAUCUGCACGGGCAGCGCAUCCGCGGGAUUUGUGCGCUUUUCUGUGCGGACGGACGGCGGUGGGACAUCCGGAGUGGAGACUUCCAGAGAUGAGGAGGGGGAGGCGCUGCUUGCUGGCUUGGUAGACAGAGCGCAAGCGCACCUUUAUGCGCGCGCCCUCACACCCCAGCGCACGAGAUGGACUUGAAGAAGACAAAAAUUGGAAGGUACAUGAACUGCAGGGUACCGGCCCAUGAGAGGUACCAGCCCACUGACUACGAACACGCUGCCAACUGUACCACACACGGGGUGUGGAUUCUUCCCAGCCUGGUGGGCGGUUCUGUGCUGUACUUCCUGUCUAUGGAUAAAUGGCACCGGCUCGCCGCUGGACUCUACGGCAGCGGUCUCACGGGCCUCUUUGUGACCUCAACACUCUUCCACACCGCUGCCUGGAAAAUCAGCCAUCUUCGGAAGUUGGAGCAGCGUUUCCACAUGUGUGACAGGAUGGCCAUCUACUUCUUUAUUGCUGCCUCCUAUUCUCCCUGGUUGAUGCUGAGGGAGCUGGGACCCUGGACAUGCCACAUGCGCUGGCUGAUCUGGGUCAUGGCCUCCCUUGGAUCCAUGUACGUCUUCUUCUUCCAUGAGAGGUACAAGCUGGUGGAGCUGAUGGGAUACGUAGCCAUGGGGACAUUGCCUGCCUUGGUCAUUUUAUCUAUGGUGGAGCGUGCAGGUGUGUGUGAACUGGCUGUUGGAGGGGUCUUCUACGUUGUGGGCGUAGUCUUCUUCAAGAGUGAUGGCCUCGUUCCCUUCGCCCAUGCCAUCUGGCACCUUUUUGUUGCAGUUGGAGCAGGUGUACAUUAUUACGCCAUCUGGAGGUACCUGUACUUACCGGGACCCCAGCUGCAGAUAUCCAGGUGACUCGCAGCUGAUCUACAGAAAGUUCUGACCGGUGCUGCAGGUUUCCGCUGAUAAAAGUGUGUUUCAUUCAUGAUACCGCUGUAAUUCAUCAGGACACAGACUCGAUUUCCCCCUCAGAGGUGAAAUCUCCAAGAAUCUGUACAUUAAGCUAUUGUACAACAUUAAGCCUGAGGAAACCCAAUGCUCUGAUAAAUGUUAGUCUGAGUUAAAGUGAUAGUUUUAAUCCAGGUGGGAUCAUUUUGGGUAUUUAUCAGUUAUUUUUACCUGCAAUAGAAAGUGGUCGGCUCUGAAAGCUGAAAGUACCAGCGAGGAAUUCUAUUAGGCAUGUGAAGCUAACGGCUAACCCGAACCGGGUCAAGAAACAACUCAAACUAAAACAUCCCCCCUCUAGUAGCAUCAGUUGGCAGAAGGUCAGCUUGGCCUGGCACGCUGACGAGAGCCGAGGCUAAACAAACAACCUGUCUGCUCACAGAUAAGAACGUCUGCCCGCAAACAGCAGCUGCAGGGUGCAGUUUCUGUGGUAAACAAGUAAAAUAACGGCCGCUUCAGCCCCAGAGCUCUGAUCAUCUCAGCUCUUCCUCUGUGCUGACGUGCCAGAAGUCACCAUACACCUCCCUUCGUAUAGCGCCCACGCUCUGCUGUUCUCCACGAACAUCUUGUAGUGUCUAAAAGUAGCCAAGGCAUUGGUAUGAACAGACAAAUUGGGAUUUUGUUUUGGAAAUCUUUAAGUGCCUUAUUGUGGUAUAAUUACCCAAUGUGUGAAAAGCUUCCAGCACAGCCUUUGUUUGGAGAAAUAGAAAUUCAGGCCCCAUGCACACGACUCUGGAUCGUUUUCUGCAUUUGCAGCACAUACAUAGACAGAAAUCUAGAACAACUGGAGCUAAAGGUUUGCUCUGUAGGUCGGUCUAGCCAUGCUCCAUUGUAGCCUGUGCAGGUCCAGCCAACCACAGCUCUAUGUUUGUAGAGACAUUGGGCGGGUUUAGGAUCUUGGAGAAAAAUGGCGCUUGUUUGAAGCGGCUUUGGAAAAAUGUUUGGACAAUUUAGACUUUUCUUUUAGGCAUGAGCAGAUAUAGAUAUUUAAGACCUUUAUAACGAAUAAGGCUGUAUUGGCUUACUGUUCUUCAAGGGAGUAUGAUGGACUGCCUCCUUGACUGAAUACUGUAGGAACCAUAGAUAACCAUAGUUCUACCCUAAAACCAAGCUCUGUCUAUGGGGCUUUGCCAGACUAUAUAAACAUAAAUAUACACAGCUUAUACAUAAAUAGGGAGCCUAAGUCACACCCAUCUAUUUCUGGACCAUGGACCCUUAUAGCCAAAUGAAUGGGACUCUACAGGCCGAUAAAAUUUAUUUUCAGAACCAUCUUGAGACAUGCCACGGAUUUAACAAAUGAUGUUCGUGAAAUUUAAAGACAAAAGUUUUUACCAAGCAAGUGUUUAUUUUUGAGAGACGACAAAACUUUCUUUAGGUUUUGUGUGAAAACACGUAGAGGACUCCAACUGCUCGUCUGACCAAAUUUAUGCCAUCAAUUCAGACAAGGACAAGAACGUGAGACAAAGCAGCCUACUCGAAGCCGUUUUGAACAAGAUCUUUUCCUGAGCCAUCUGCCAUCUUUAUAGUUUUGCUGUUGCAGUUCUGCCAUCGUAGAAAAAGCUCUGCUGUAAUGGCGCUAAACCUGCCCAACGUAUCGCUACUAACCUGCUAAGACACAGUGGGGCGGGGCAAGACCAAAAUCUGUUGCUACUGCAACAGAUUGUUUAAAUUUCUAGGCUAGCAAAUUAUUUAAAGGGAUAUUCCACACAAAAGUAAGUUUUGUUAUUGUUAUUGCUACAUUCCCAAUAGUUAGCUAAGUCAGAAAAACUUUUCGUAAUAAGCUCAGUCGUUCUCCUAACCCGGAAGUACUCUUUUAGCUUUAGCUUAGCGUAAAACAAUGUAAGUGAAUGGUACUAACUAGCCUUGUAUGUGAAAAAGUCAUUAAAAUCACUCAGGAGUGAUUCGAACUCUGCUUGGUGGCCCCAAGGCAAGGGCAAGGCAACUUUAUUUGUAUAGCACCUUACAACUGUAUAGAACCGACCAAAGUGCUUCACAGACAUUAACAACAUUAAAAACAAUACACAAUAUAAAAAUGCAUAAAAACUAAAGCUUAAGAACUACUGAUAAAACACUAAAAAGACUCAUGCUGAGUUAAAAGCCAAAUCAUAAAAUAGGUUUAUAAAAGAGAUUUAAAACCAAAAAGUGAAGCGGCCGACCUAAUGCUCAAAGACAGUGCAUUUCAGAGCCUUGGGGCCGCUACAGAGAGAGCCCUGUCACCUCUGAGCUUGCGUUUUAUUUUUGGGACUCCUAAGAGCAUCCUAUCAGCCGACCUCAGACACCGUGUAGGGGAGUAAAAAACCAGAAGCUCAGAAGUAAUCUGGAGCAAAGCCAUGCAGAGAUUUAAAAGCCCAUCAAAGCACUUUGUGCUGGAUUAUAAAACGAACAGGCAGCCAGUGCAGUGAGGCCAGGACAGGAGUAACAUGCUCCAUCUUGUACGUCCCGGUGAGCAACCGUGCAGCAGCAUUCUGCACCAACUGUAGACGUGAGGGGUGGGAUUGUGAAACACCCAGGUACAAAGAAUUACAGUAAUCAAGCCUUGAUGUACGAAACGCAUGAAUUACUGUUUCAAAAUCCUUUUUUGACAGCAAGGUCUUUACUUUGGCGAUCCUUCUUAAUUGAUAAAAACUAGAUUUAGUCACCGCACUGAUCUGCCUGUCCAAAACAAGAUCCCCAUCCAGCACAACACCCAGAGAAGUCGCACUCAGUUUCAAGAAUGGGGCAAGCUGACUGAGGUCCACUGUACCCACCCUAGUCAAAGUACUUGGACCAAAGACUACAGCCUCUGUCUAUUAUCAUUAAAAAGGAGAAAGUUAGAGAACAUCCAUUGCCUAACCUCAAUGAGACAAUCUAAAAGAGACUGCAAAGCACGAUUGCGAUCCCUCUUAAAAGGCACGUAUACCUGGGCAUCAUCUGCAUAGCAGUGAAACAUGCAUAUUCAUACUGACUGCAAGUGAAAAAGAUAAGUAACACAAAAGAACAACAUCCGCCAUUUUAGACUUGGGGCUACUUUAUGACAAAGCACAGAUGUAAGCUUCCACUGAAAGAUGCAAGGACAUGACGUAGUCGCCCCAAAGGCGCACACGCACGCACGCACACACACACACACACACACACACACACACACACACACACACACACACACACACACACACACAAAAUCAAGGCUAAUUGGUACCAUUCACUUACAUUGUUUUAUGCUAAGCUAAAGCUAAAAGAGUACUUCCGGAUCAGCAGAAUGACUGGGCUGUUUACAAAUUGUUUUUUCCUGCUAAUGUAACUCUGGCGAAUAUAGCAACAGACAAACAACUCCAAAACAUCACCAGUUCAUAGAAUAAUUAACAAUUCAUGGCACUUGUUUAUGUAUUUAUUUACAAGCAUAAUUUUUACCUGCAGCCAUUAUCUGUAGCUUUUUUUGUGCUACAGGGGUCAAGCCCUUUCCGACAUAAUGAUAUAAUUUUAAAUGCAAUGUACUUAACAAGUCAUAAAAUAACUGCUGUGAUAUUUAGGACAUCUGAGCUGUUUAGGACAGCAGAAACACCAUGUGAACAAGCCCUAAAGGUUGUAAACUUUAUUUAUGUGACGAGGUGGAGGAACGAGGGCCUGGGCGGGAUUCGACCCCCAGGCUCCCAGGUGAGAGUCACGCGCGCUAACCAGUCAGCCAAAGGUACAUCCCUGUGGCCAAGUAGCCAGGGCGCAUGAUCAAUCGGGUCAGAGUGACAGGACGCUCACACAGAGGCUGUUCAGGCAUCCAUGAACCUGUUACAGGUCAUAUACAGUGGGUACACAAAGUAUUCAGACCCCCAUCAAUUUGUCACUCUUAAUUAUAUUGCAGCCGUUUGCUAAAAUCUAAUUCAUUUUCUCCUCAUUAACAUACACAAAGGACCUCAUAUUGACAGCAAAACACAGAAUUUUAGACAUAUUUCUGCAGAGUUAUUAAAAAGACCAACUGUAACAUCACAUGGUCCUAAGUAUUCAGGCCCCUUGCUGUGACACUCAUAUUUAGCUCAGAUGCUUUCCAUUCAUUCUGAUCAUCCUUGAGAUGGUCCUACAUCUUCACUGGAGUCCAGCUAUGUUUGACUAUACUGACUUGACUCGAUUAAGAAAGCCACACACCUGUCUAUAUUAGACCUUACUGCUCUCAGUGCAUGUCAGAGCAAAUGAGAAUCAUGAGGUUAAAGAGACAGUGUUGUGACAAGGCACAGAUCUGGCCAAGGAUGCAAAAUGUCUCUGCUGCACUUAAGGUUCCUAAGAGCACAGUGGCCUCCAUAAUCCUAGUGUGUGAUCGUUAUUAUAACGUAAAAGUCAGUGACAUGUGAUGUGAAGAGCCUGAAAUGCGAUUUCCUGAACAGAAAUCCUUACAGAACCGGGUCACGCUGUGGUGUAAAGCUAGAUUUCACGCUGUAAUGCUGUCUCUCAACUAGUAGAAUAGAAUAGAAUAGAAUUCAACUUUAUUGUCAUUGCACAUGUACAGGUGCAGGGCAACGAAAUGCAGUUUGCAUCCAUCCAGAAAGUGCUUUAGCCGUGAUAUAGAUGUAUUACAAUAUAUGUUAGCAAUAAUAUAGAUGUGUUAGUAUAUUACAGAAAUGGAUCUAUUAUGUAUGUUAUAAUGUACAUGGUAUGAAGUAUAUUAUGAAUAUUCUAUAACUAUAAGUAUGUACAGGCUGUAGUUAAUACAAGCAGUCCAUGAGUUUAACGUGGGUCAAAUGUCAGGAGGCAGAGUUCAGGAGUCUGACAGCUGUGGGGAAGAAACUGUUCCGGUAGCUGGUGGUCUUAGUCUGGAGGCUCCUGUAGCGCCUCCCAGAGGGCAGCAGGGUGAUCAGUGCAUGUGAUGGGUGACUGUGGUCUCUGAUGAUUUUCCUAGCCCUUUGCAGACACCACUUCCUGUAGAUGUCCUUUAUGGCAGGAAGUGGUGCUCCGGCGAUGCGCUGGGCAGUUUUCCCGACCCUCUGCAACGCCUUCCGGUCCGAGGCGGAGCAGUUUCCAUACCAGACUGUUAUACAGUUGGUCAGGAUGCUCUCGAUGGUGCAGCGAUAGAAGUUCACCAAGUUGUUGAGGACAGGUUGUUCUUCCUCAGAGUCCUCAAGAAGAAAAGGCGCCGGUAAGCCUUCUUGACCAGCUUGGAGCAGUU